UUUACCAUGAUGCAAAUGUUCUUCGGCUGGAAGUCUUUAACCAUGGUCAACAAGAGAUAACAGGGUCAGCUACACACACGGAGAGAUCAUUAGACAGGUGACGUAUAUGACAUAUCAUAUCAGCUAUAUGAUACCUGACAUAAAUAGAACAACACAUCUGUAGUAGAUGUAACACAUACCCACAUCAUCAGCAGCAAAGAUGGGCGAGAGGACACCCCUACUGGGAAGAGAUCUAGAAAGGACUCCUGGCGGUAAAAUCCAAUUCUCCGAGUCCACAGAAGACUGCGAUCCACUCAGGCAUAGACAGAUAUCCUGGGACGAUAGCAUCGCCAGUGUAGGAGCAAGGGAUGUCAAGGAUGUCUAUGUUAGAGUCAGACCAAAGUCGGCACCACCGCUCCGACAUUCGGCAGAAUCAGAUGAUAGUGAUGAUGGAUGGACUCAGAGCUGGAAACGCCGAAGACCCCAAACAAGCCUUGAUGAAAGGACUGCGAUAGACCCAGAUGAGAUCUGUAGGAUCCUCAAUAGACAAAGGAGCGGUGGAAGUGAGGAUGAGGUUUUCCUGGACAAAGAGGCGAACAAAGGCAAGGUCACUGCCAAGGUACAGGUAAUGAAUUUGGUGUUGCUGAACAUUAUUCAGAUCAUCUGGACCAUUGCUAACCACAUGCAUGCUCCCGUAUAUUCACAAUACCUUUAUCGACGAAUACUGGAUGAAGUGCUUGGUAACAGCACACUACCGUCAGGACACAAUUCAAGUACCUUGAACGACACUCAGUGCUAUAAACCCUCUGGUAAUGCGAGCGACUCUAACAGCAAAAACGGGUACUCUCUUCAAAAAGAAGCACAAAAACUUGCAUCUCAGAUGAACAUGUACUUUUCCUUGGUCGGCUGUGCGUUUUCCCUAGUCAGCACCAUUCUAUUCGGUGCCUACUCGGAUUAUUUUGGAAGAAAGAUGCUGUUCCUGCUGCCCUUGAUAGGAUAUUUGAUAGAUUUUAUUCUAGUGACAAUAACCAUACAAUGGUCUCUUGACAUCAGAAUAUUUUUUCUAACAGCAGUCCUAACUGGCGUUUGCGCAGCCGAGAUUUUCGCAAUUGCAAGCAGCGCAUUCGUUGCUGACAACACGCCACCUGAAGGGUCUCGAACCGUUGCUCUUCUUGCUACAACCAUUACCGAGUCACUGACGGGGGCCGCCAUGUCCACCGGCGUGGGCUACUACAUACAACUUCAAGGGUUCGUCCUUCCUUCCCUCACUGCAGCAGCCAUCCUACUGCUCAACAUACUGGCUGUUGUAUUCAUCCUCCCGGGGAAGAGAAAGGUAGCCGCCGCAUCCAAACUACGGAAGAAGAAAAUAGAGGAGAAAAACAUUCUUACUCCCCUUAAAGCUGUGCGGAACGUGUUUAGCUUUUACUUUUUCGAAGGUACAGUCAAACUGCGAGUAAUGUUUUCAUUGGCAUUGGUUGCAUAUUUCCUCCACGAAAUUGCUGGAAAAACUGGCAACAUUGGUACACUAUGGGAGAUGAACUACCCUUUCUGUUGGAGCCCAGAGAUGAUGGGGUACUAUAGCACGGCAUCCUCCAUAUUCGCUGAGGUAAUAAAACUCCCUCUCUUGAAGCUGUUUCAAUGCUGCUUCAACGAUCGGUUCAUCGCCAUUUGGAGCAACAUCGCCUACACAGGAGGAAUUGUUUUGAAGGCAUUUGCCUAUGACAACUUCAUGAUGUAUGGAGUGGCUUUCAUAUCGGCAUUUGAUUUGUCAGUUUCGACGAUAAUUAAAUCCAUGGUAUCGAGCAUGGCCGGGGCUGAUCGACAAGGUGCUGUGUUCUCAAGCUUAGCCAUUGCCAACAUCAUUACCUCGAUAACUGGGACGCCCAUGUUUAGCGAGAUCUACAAGUAUACGUUGGACAUCUUUAAGGGAGUUACCUACCUUGUUUCUGCGGGACUUCAGUGUACGGCCACCAUCUGUCUGAUUGGGUUCGCUGUGCUGGGCAAGAUGGGGUACAUGCAACGGACGGAGAUCAUCAACAUACAGGACAACAAGGAGCCCACACCAAGCACAGCCACAGCAGAAGAAGAUUCGAAAGUUUAGAGAAUGAGCUUCCAGUACAACAUUUAAGCAACGGAGGAUAUACCCCAUGGCAAUGUCCGCCAACAUCACUAACAAACAAUCAUGCGUAACGCCGUGAGAACAAUGGUUUGAGGUCAAUGUAUUUUGUGUUGAAUGUCUUCCGAUACGUAUGCAUAUCUGGGAGGUACCAAACUUAACCACCCUGUAUUCAGGGAGUCGUCAUUAUUUAAAUACAGGUACAUAUGUAAAAGCUUGUGUAUUUUAUUAACAUUCUUAAAGAUGUUGUACAUGGUGUUGAUAUAUGGAAGGAAUAUGAGCAAGACAAGAUUGGGGGUUGAGGGUGGAAGUGACGGUGGAGGGAUGAAGGAAUAGGGACAGGAAACGAUUUAGUGAUUAUUGUGAGGAAUCAGAGAGGGAGGUACCAGGGUGAUUGUCGACGUCGGGGAAUAAUUCGGCAUGUAAUCAUGACACCGAUGAGUUUGGCGACGUAAAAUAUAGUAUAUACAAGAAUGCAUCAUUUUAAGCACCCACAGGGCAAUUCUAGGCCUACCACACAAAUAGAAACACUGCAGCAUACUGUCACUAACAUUUGCUUUACUGGCACCAAUGUCCAUACAUCUCAUCGCCCGUACAUAUCAACAUAACACAUGUUAAACAUCACAUUUGGGUGACUUUCUUGAAAAUUGUGUUUUCAAUGUUACCACGGACAAUGAAGAGGAGUGAGUGAGGUUUUACGCCGCUUUUAGCAAUAUUCCAGCA
Molecule: messenger RNA, 2818 nt
Organism: Haliotis rufescens (red abalone)
Lineage: Eukaryota; Metazoa; Mollusca; Gastropoda; Lepetellida; Haliotidae
Product: solute carrier family 46 member 3-like
Exons: 5
Coding region: 200-2080 (626 amino acids)
Biological process (GO): transmembrane transport
Cellular component (GO): membrane
Molecular function (GO): transmembrane transporter activity
Source: RefSeq, a predicted model, not a curated record